Messenger RNA from Marasmius oreades (fairy-ring Marasmius), 528 nucleotides. RefSeq lists its product as uncharacterized. The coding region runs from base 1 to 528 and encodes 175 amino acids. The transcript is spliced from 4 exons. NCBI's taxonomy places the organism in Eukaryota, Fungi, Basidiomycota, Agaricomycetes, Agaricales, Marasmiaceae. Gene Ontology annotation, molecular function: oxidoreductase activity, acting on the CH-OH group of donors, NAD or NADP as acceptor. The record is from RefSeq and is a predicted model, not a curated record.
AUGCUCCAUACGACCUCAGACGAAACUUGGGACAUAAUCCAGAAGAUCCACGUCAAAGCACCAUUCCGUAUCAUUCGACAGGCUGCCCCUUAUUUCCGUUUGAAGCCCGAACAACGCGAAAACCGUUCAAUUAUCAACGUAUCAUCAACCACCGGUCUACAUGGAAACGUCGGACAAGCCAACUACGCGGCAGCCAAAGCCGCUGUUAUCGGUCUGACAAAAACGGUUUGCAAGGAAUGGGGUCCGUUUGGUGUUCGCGCCAAUACUAUCGCGUUUGGCUUGGUUCAUACGAGAUUGACAGCAGCGAAGGAAAAGGGCGUGGCGAUUGAUAUUGACGGGAAGAAAGUGGCGCUCGGGAUUCCAGGGGCCCGAGACAUGGGUGAUCCUAACGCCAACUACGCGCACAUUCCUUUGAGGAGAGGUUCCCAUCCUGAUGAGGCUGCUGCUGCUAUGCUUUUCCUUGUAUCACCUCUGGCAUCGUACGUUAGUGGACAUACGUUGGAAGUCACUGGCGGUGUGGGUAUUUAA